This is a messenger RNA of Maniola jurtina (meadow brown), 2727 nucleotides long. Its product is annotated as venom serine carboxypeptidase-like. The record is from RefSeq and is a predicted model, not a curated record. Gene Ontology annotation, molecular function: serine-type carboxypeptidase activity. The transcript is spliced from 9 exons. Gene Ontology annotation, biological process: proteolysis. NCBI's taxonomy places the organism in Eukaryota, Metazoa, Arthropoda, Insecta, Lepidoptera, Nymphalidae. The coding region runs from base 54 to 1505 and encodes 483 amino acids.
UUCAGUACCUACUUCAUUAGCGUUUGUUUGGUAAGCUUCCAGCUUUCGCAGACAUGAAGUUAAAAUUAUUGUUCCUAUUAUUAUGUGCUCAAAACAUUCUGAGCGCUCAUCAGAACAAGCACAAGUACCUGAACCAAGGUGAUCGUUACCGAAACCUGCUCGAACGAACCUACGUGUCAGAUUACGAAGGAGCACCGGCAGGCGACGUGGAUUGUGGGCAGCCUCUUAUCUUGACUCCGUACAUACAGCAGAACAAGACAGAUGAGGCUAGGCGUGCAGCCCACGUGGAUUCCAAGCAUUUUGUACCUGGAGUGGACAGCUAUGCUGGAUAUCUGACUGUGGACAAAGAAUAUAACAGCAACCUGUUUUUCUGGUAUUUUCCCGUCAUGAGGAAGCCACUCAAUGAAACCCCACUGAUCCUGUGGCUUCAAGGAGGCCCCGGGAGUUCCUCGCUGUACGGCCUGUUCGAGGAAAUAGGCCCUUAUACGAUUACGAAGGAUUUAAAAGUCGAAGCAAAGAAUCAUUCUUGGAGUAAGGAGCACUCUCUCCUGUUCAUUGACAAUCCAGUGGGCACCGGCUUCAGUUUUACCGACUCCGAUGAUGGAUAUUCAACCAAUCAACCCACGAUUGGAGAAAACCUCUACAAGGCUCUGCAGCAGUUCUUCACAAUAUUCCCUGAACUUCGCAAGGCGCCUUUCAUCAUCGCGGGGGAGUCGUACGCCGGCAAGCACAUCCCUUCCGUAGCGAUCCAGAUUCUAUGGCACAAAGGCAAGGAUCAACCCAUCAAUCUACAGGGUCUAGCCAUCGGCAACGGUUUCGUGGACCCGGUAACGCUUCAGAGGUUCAGCUACUUGGCUCGCGAGAUAGGCCUAGUGGACGACAAGGUAGCCGACGAAGUACGCGAAGCUGAAGAGGACGUGGUCAAGUGCAUAAAUGAGAAGAAACUCGAAGAAGCUUUUGAUUAUCUGAUCACAGCGAUGUUUACGGUGGACUUGAGAGCGCACCUUAACAAUCCGUACAACAUUUUGAGCGACAGCGUGGAACUUUUUGGCGAUUAUGUGAAGUUUGUACAGCAACCUGAAAUAAGGCGCGCUUUACACGUCGGGAAUACAUCAUACACUAACGUCGGCAUAGUGUAUGGCAAGCUUGUACCCGAUUUUAUGAACAGUGCCAAGAGUUGGCUCGAAGAACUACUCGAUCACUACAGGGUUAUGGUUUACAAUGGGCAUCUAGACACAGUGGUGGCGUAUCAUCCGUCCGUCAACACGUACAAUUCCCUCUCGUUUGCCGAUGCUGAGAAAUAUAAAACUGCUAAACGUGAAGUUUGGCUUAUAGGCGAACAUGUAGCUGGGUACUACAAGAAAGCCGGCAACUUCCUGGAGGUGAUGGUGCGCAACGCGGGCCACAUGGUGCCCGUGGACCAGCCGGCCGCGGCGCAGGCGCUCAUCACCGCCUUCGCGCGAGACCUGCCGCUCAACAUAGACCCCUUACCCACCCAACUUUAGUUAUACUUAUUAUUUAGACCUUGACUGCAAUCUCAUCUGGUGGUAAGUGAUGCAGUCUAAGAAGGAAGCGGGCUAACUUGGAAAGGGUAACCUGCCGCUCACCAUAGACCCCUUAUCGGUCUCUACACGGCAUCGUACCGGAACGCUAAAUCGCUUGGCUGCACGGUUUUGCCGAUAGGGUAAGUAGAUACGCCCGUAGCCUCCCACAAGAUCAGAGACAAUUUAGAAAUUAUAAAUUCCCAAAAUUCCAAAGGGCCUCUCCCCUUUGGAAUUUGGGAAUCAGUUCUGAAUGAUUGUAAUCAAUAAAUAAUUUAAAAUCAAACAAUCUUUCCGUCUUUGCAGUAUAAAAUAUAUUCAUUCUCAAUCAAUAUGUAUUAAUCUAAAUACAGACUAAUCAAAAGUAUAAAAGUAGAAAUAAUAACUACAAUAACAACAAUUAUGCACCAAAAUAUCACAACAGUAACUUGUAAUGUAAGUUGGACUUUUAUUUUAUUUAUAACUACCUAGACUAGAUGACGCCUGUGACUUUAUCCGUGUGGAUUUAGAUUUUUUUUAAUGUUAUGGUAACUCUUUGAUUUUCUGGGAUAAAAAGCAGCCUGUCUUUCUCGGAAUGCAAGGUAUCUCUUUACCAAAGAUCAUCAAAUUAAUUGACAAACAAUUUAAGCUUAAGACCUAAGAUAAAUAACUUAAUUUAAUAUUUUCGGUUGCUAGACAUGGUCCUAUAGGUCCAUUUUGUUAAGAUUAAUUUGUAAAAAAAAUCUAUAAAAUUCUUACAAAAAUUAUAUCGACGGUUAAAAGUCUAUAAAAAGAAUACCUAUUUCAAGUCGCUUAAAUUAAGUAGGUAGGUACACCGAAAUAUUGUAUAACUAAGUAACCGGCGCUUUUUGAAUCGCCAAUAUCAAAAUAAAGUUCAUCUUGACCUCUGAUGAAAUUGUACAUGAUUUAUAUGUAGAGACAUCGCUAUGCCAAAGUAAGUAUGUAUAUCAUCACUCAAGGGCAGGUUGAAAUAAUUGUUACACCCCCUUCUCCACCGAUAACUAUACCUAUCAACAACAACGCGUUCAAUACAACACGGGCUAUCCAGAACCAGAACUUUUAGAUAAAAUUUCAGAAGUCCCUAAAUCCAUGUACUCUUGAUACUUUGGGUCGGGUUUCAUGAGUUUUUAGUGCAAUGACACUGGAAAUUCUUGACCCCUGGUGAAAUCGUAGAUGAUUUCUCUAU